Molecule: messenger RNA, 804 nt
Organism: Anthostomella pinea
Lineage: Eukaryota; Fungi; Ascomycota; Sordariomycetes; Xylariales; Xylariaceae
Source: the annotation of a GenBank genome assembly
AUGGCACCCGCCACGCACGCGUCGGCCUCGGAGCUGGCGCGCCAGAUCCUCGAGCACAAGGCCCCCAGCUACUCCUUCAGCUUCUCGCCGUUCCUACGGUCGACAUACGGCCACGGGUUCCCACCGAACCGCCCCGUCUGCAAGGCCUUCCUGGCCGGCCACUGCCCGCUGGGCGCCUCAUGCCCGGACCGCCACAACACGGGCGCCGCGAGCGCCGCCGCACAGCACAGCGCCAACGCUAGUUACAACUCGCUGGUGUGCAAGCACUGGCUGCGUGCCCUGUGCAAGAAGGGCGACAGCUGCGAGUUCCUGCACGAGUACAACCUGCGCAAGAUGCCCGAGUGCAACUUCUUCGUGCGGAACGGCUACUGCUCUAACGGCGACGAGUGCCUGUACCUGCACAUCGACCCUCAGAGCAAGCUGCCGCCCUGCCCACACUACGACCGCGGCUUCUGCCCGCUCGGCCCCCUGUGCAGCAAGAAGCACGUCCGCCGCAAGCUGUGCCCCUACUACCUGGCCGGCUUCUGCCCCGAUGGCAAGACCUGCAAGGAGGGCGCCCACCCGCGCUGGGACAAAGACCUCGAGCGCCCCAUCGCCAAGAGCGAAGUCGUGCACGACGAGCCGCCCAUGACGAGGAGGGACGACAUGGAUAUGGACGACGACCACCAGAGGGGUUACGGAGGAAGGCGGGAUCGCGAUGACAAGGGCGGCCGGGGCGAUCGCUUCGGUGGUGGGAGAGGAGGCAGAUGGCGAGGUAGAGGGGACCGCAAAUUCAGAGGAGGAAGAGGCCAUCAUCGAGAUUGA